GUCUGCGCAGGCGAAUUGAAGUUAGUCGUUAAAAUGGCGUCGGGGGCCAUUUCCAUGGCUAUGAGAAAGAUAUCCGAAUUAAGGGUCGUUGACCUUAAAUCUGAACUGAAACGAAGGUGUUUGGACACGUCGGGUGUUAAGAGUGUGCUUCUCGCCAGGCUGAAACGGGCUAUUGAAAAUGAAGAGGGAGACACUGGCAGUAUUGAAAUACACGUUCCUCCAGUAGGCACAUCUACUCGUAAAAGUGGAAAAGGCAAAGGAAGGAAAAUGGACUCAGAUGUAGACACUACCACGGAAGAUGAUAUGCCUUCCAAGGAAUCAGAGGGGUGUGACUCAGAGAGAGAUGUAACUGAUACAGAUGAUGGUACACACGGCAAAUGUAAGCCUGCACUCUGCGAGGACAUCACUCAGUCAGAGGCUGAGACGACGGCUGAGGUUGAACCAGAGACAGAGGCUGUGGUGGCUGAGGCGGAUGCCGAGCCAAAGGUGGAUGCUGAUAUAGAUGCAGAGCCAGAGGGGGUUGCAGAUGCUGAACAAGAGGCCAAAGCAGACUACGAGCCACAGGUUGAUGAUGAGGCUGAUCCCGACAGAGAUGCUCAGCCCGACAGAGAGGCUGAGGCCGACGUCAACGCAGAGGCUGAGCUCGACGCUGAGCCCGGCGUCGACGCAGAGGUUGAGCCCGACGUCGACGGAGAAGCUGAGCCCGACGCAGGGGCUGAGGGUGACUUCGAUGGGGAGCCCGAGCUGGAGUCUGAAGAAGAGAUGACUGCUGAAGCUAUGAAUUCAUCUAAAGAAGCUGAGGAUGAUCACCUAUCUGUGUCGAUCCAAAAUGAAGAUGCCAUCACCUUGGAUGUUGAUGGCGAUGAUCUUCUGGACACAGGUAAACAUGUGAAACUUCCAGAUUCAGAGGCUGAGAAGGGUACCGAUGAGCCCGAGGCCUCUGCCGGGAUGAGCCCAGAUGAUAUGAAGAUAGAAGACAAAGUUGGUAAGAAAGAUCAUGAUGAAUCAUGGGACGAGCACUCUAAGGACUGCAGAGAGGCCAUGAAGAAAGCUGAAGCAGGAGAUGAAGAAAAGGAUUCUGUGAAGAAAGGCCCCUCUACGGGAGUAUCAGGUCAAGCAAAGAGCUCUUCACGAGACAGAGAUGGUAAAGCUGCAAAGGAUGAAAACGUUGUUGGCGGCAGCAGCAGCAGCAUCAGCAGCUCUUCUCUUAACAUUUGGGUGAGCGGCCUAUCCUUCAACACCAAAGCAGCAGAUUUGAAGAACCUGUUUGGCAAAUAUGGGAAGGUUUUAAGUGCCAAGGUGCUAACGAAUGCACGCAGCCCUGGUUCAAAGUGUUACGGGCUGGUGACAAUGUCUUCUAGCGCAGAGGUGACACGAUGCAUCUCUCAACUGGACUGCACUGAGCUCGAUGGACAGGAAAUAUAUGUUGAAAGUGCCAAGAAUUACCCCUUUAAAAAAGAUUCUUCUAAGACUGAUAUGGAUGAGAAAGCGGGUAGCAAGUCAAGUGAAAAGCGCAGUUCGGCAGCGAUGAAGCUGUCCAAAUUACAGCCACCUCACAAAAAAGAAGACAAGAAAUCAGUGGAAAAGGACAAAGAUUCAUCAAAGGCAGCAAAAGGUGGCAAAUCUGAUUCUGGUUCUACUAAUUCAGCUCCAGGUCCUUCAAAGAGAGAUGACAGGUCCCGUGGACGGGCAAAGAGUCCAGGUGAUAUGGAGGACGAUGAGCAGACCAAAGGAAAGUCUAAUUUUGUCAAAAUGAGACCUUUUAGAAAAACAAGGUAUUUUGACAAGCCUUUUGUCAACAUGAAUGUUCAAAGGCGUCCCAAAUGGCUGAUUCCUCCUGAAGAGUUGGAGAUGAUUAAAGGGAAACAGCGGCCAUUUCCAAAGGUGGAAGGCUUUCUUCCUUUUAAGAAGAUAAUGGAGCAGAAGACCCGCGACCGAAUGGAGCGCUAUCGUAGAGCCACAGAGAUGCGCAGGCACCGUGAAAUUGCGGAACAGGUGCGCCGGGAACGCGAGUGUGAAGAGCGGGAGAACCUCUUCCGCGAGCGACAAAGGCUGGAGAUGGAAAGACAAAAACUGGAGAGAGAGCGCUUUGAGAGGGAAAAGCUUGAAAGAGAGCGAAUUCGCAUAGAGCAUGAGCGACGUAAGGAGGCAGAACAAAUGGUCCGUGAACAGGAACUCAGACGGCAGCAGGAGCACCUCCGCUUUGAGCAAGAGAAGAGGAAUCUCAAAAGAGGUCGUGAUAUUGAACAGAGUCGGAGAGACAAUACAUUCUGGAACAGCAAUAAGAAAAUUCAAUCGAGUGUGUCUGAUGGGCGUCCAAACCAAGGCCCUAACUUCAACCGGCAACAUAAUCGCUUCUCCAACUACAACCCGCGUGAGAAGGGUCGGUUCCCACAGGCGGCUGUGGAGCAGCCCAACGCAUAUGACAGGCGUAACCAAUUUGAAGGGGAGCCAGAUGCAAAGAAGAGCCGCCCCUCUCCUCAGACAGCGGGCGCUGGCUUUGAGCGCUACCCCAAGAAUUUUGAAGUGGUGCGCAGGGCCGACCCGUCUUCUUCACGCACUGAACUGCGUGACACCGACCGCAGGGAUCGAGAUGAGAGACGGCCCGUUCACAUGCACAACCGACCAGUGGGAAACAGAAUGUCCGGCAACAUGUCGCACCCCCGGUCCCCAAGGGAUGGAAGCCACAGCUGGAAGAAUGAAGCUAGCAUGAAUGCCAACAAGGGGGAUUUACGUGGACCCAUGCGAAUGCGUGCAGAACGCUCAGGUAGAGACGGCCUUGGUCCUUCACUCAGAGGAGGUUCCUCGGUCAGCCGAGGGAGGGGUUCUUUUAAUGAACGUGAUGGGGGAAGACCAAUGGUGAUGAAUGAUCAGCCUUUUAACUCAGGCCGCCAGGUGGUGGUGGAGCGUCACAACAGGGAGCAAGCCAUGAGGAAGGAGUGGAAUGGAGGCUCGGCUUCUCAAGGCGGAGGUUUCUCUAACAGCCGCAGGAUGAGCAAUAGCCGGGGCAGCAUGAUGUCACCUUCUGGUCACUCCUCUGGGAUGAGUCGGAUAGUACAAAUCACCAGCAGCUCUAUUCCCACUGGUGGCAACACGGGCGGGUUUAAGUCCUUCAAGGCAACUCGACCGUUCUAAUGUCGACCAAGGCCUGCCACUUAAAAACAAUUCAAACUGUGGACUAUCCUAAGCCUCUUUUUUUUUUUCUUCUUCUUCUUCUUCCUUUUUUUAAGAAUAACAUCGCUUUUAGGUGGCACCACAAUGUUAUCCAAUUUUAUUUUGUAUAAAAUGUUCAUUGUAGGCUACUUCUGCCAUUUUCGCUGUCUGGACAACCAUUCAACAGAUUUGUGUGUUAAUUGUAUUUCAGAGCAUAUUGUACAGAUAUAGUCUUGGUAACACAUUUUGAACUUCAUUUCUCUUGCAGUUGUCACAUAGUAAAUACCUGUUUUUGUUUUUAACAUGUUUUUUCUUUUCAAUUUAAUGAAGGCAGUCAUGUUUGCAAAAGUAAUUUUACAGUCAUGUAGCACAUCAAGGAAUAUUUGUUUCAUGGUUUUAUAUAAAAACCUGGAAUUUAAAGCUGUAACAGAUGCUUGCAUACCUUUCAUACUUAGUUGGACUGGAGCAUCUGAAAUAAAACAAUGUGUUACCAUAGAGCAUCUGAUGCUGACUUUUACAAAUGAUGACAACUGAUGAUUGCUCUUAAAUCUUUUUAUUAUCUCAGUAAUUCUAAUUCGGUUGAAUGUCCCUCGUCUAUAAGGCAUUUAGUUAAAUAUAUAUAUAUAUCACCAUUUACAUAAUGUGACUGCAAUGUGAAAGGCUACAUACAUUAUUUGGUCAUUGAUGUAAAGGGAUGCAAAAUGAAAGCACAAACGAGUUAACCUCCCAUGUUUGAAUACAACAGGAAAUGAAAAAAAUAACAGGUCAUACAUGAGAACAUUGCCAUGGCCAACAAAGCAUUUCUGUCAACAUUUUCCCAUACAACACAAAAGUGUGUGUGUGUGUGUGUGUGUGUGUGUGUGUCUCCCUCCCUUGGAAGUGUACAGCACUUGGGUUGUGUUUUCAACUAACCUGGACAUAAUUUGCAACAAAUUCUCAUUAAGUUGCUCUUUAAAAGCCAGAACAUUUAAAACAGCCCUUUUCAUAAUGUUCAACUCAUAUAUCAGCUGGCUUGUAAGAUUGCUACCAAGUUUAGAUAACUCUUGUGGCCAUUAGUCUGCUUUUAAAAGGCACCCCUGAAGGGCCCUUUGCACACUUUGUCAUGUUCCAUACAAAAUGAGGUAUGUUGCUUUGCUCUUAGUGCAUAUUAACGUGACAGUGCAAAAAACAAACGACAACCACUACUAAGUUCCAACGUGUACACAUUUUACAGCAUUUACCUCAAUAUCACUUUAUACAAUGCAAACCAAGUACAAUGACACAAUAAAAUCCUUAUCAAUUGAACUUGUCAGGUGUGAAACAUACACAUUUGACUAGGAAACAUUAAAAACUGAGGGGAAUAACGGAUGGGAUCGUGGUAAGUCAAAAAUAAUUAAAAAAAAAGGCUCUGCUCACUUAUCAAAAGACAAACCCUCACCAAUGUGAUUACUUUUUUUUUUAAAAUGUAAGCCUCCUUCACUGAGCUGAUGAACAGAAGUAAUACAAAAGGUUGCCCCCUCCCCCCGCCACAUUUUUAGUAAAAACAUAUAUACACACAAGUGUAUAUAUACCACAAAGGUAAAAAAAAAAAAACUGUUACAGAACAAAAAUGGCAUGAGUGAUGUAACACUCGCAUUUAUCCGGGCUUGGGACCGGCACUGGUCUUCUCCAGGUUUUGGGGCCCUGGGUGGGAAUUUAACCCACGCCGUCUGCUUGGAAGAAGUGUGUACUAUUACACACCAGAUGAUUGCUUUUUUAUAUUUUAAAUAAAAUACAAUCAUUAGCAUUUAAUAAUAUUAAUAAACUGGUGGUGUAAUGAUACACGCUGCUUUCAUGGCGGGGCAUACGGGUUCAAUUUCAGGCCAGAGUUGUGCCAGGAAGGGCAGCCGGUGUAAAACAAGCCACAACGUCAGCGAUUGACUCGCUGUGGCGUCCCCAGCCGAAUUAUUCUAAUUCUAACCAAAAGAGAAACUUACAUUGAUUUCCAAGGCAUGGUGCACAACAGUGAUUUUACCAUUCAACAACAAUAAAAUAUGGGAAAGAACACAUCUAACAUCUCAAAAGGAUGUGGAAAUUGAAAGUUGGAACGUUUUUGGCCAUAAUUCCAAAAGGAAUCUUUGGCACAAAACCUCCAGGCAACUGCUUUUAGCGGAACAAAAACCAAAACACACUUACUGUAAAUCAAUUACAUGUUGGAAUGGCCCAGCUAUAGCUUAGACCUAAAUCAAACUGAAAAUCUAGGGGGUGACCUGAAAAGGACCAAACAUGGGAGGUGCCCUUGCAAUCUGACAGAUUUAUAAAAUGAUGAUGAUAAACGGUGCAUUCUUUAUACCAACACAUAUCUUUUUACCAAUCAAGUACUUUGUUAAUCAACUGAAUUGUACAUGGAUUUCAGGAACUGCGGGAAGUGGGCUGUUGAAUUUUUAUAUUCGCUGCAAGUAAAACCCUGUUGAAAGAACGC
This is a messenger RNA of Dunckerocampus dactyliophorus (ringed pipefish), 5593 nucleotides long. It is a transcript of the gene sltm, whose product is annotated as SAFB-like, transcription modulator. Bases 34 to 3135 code for a protein of 1033 amino acids. The record is from RefSeq and is a predicted model, not a curated record. Gene Ontology annotation, cellular component: nucleus. The transcript is spliced from 20 exons. Gene Ontology annotation, molecular function: RNA binding; sequence-specific DNA binding. Gene Ontology annotation, biological process: regulation of mRNA processing; regulation of transcription by RNA polymerase II. NCBI's taxonomy places the organism in Eukaryota, Metazoa, Chordata, Actinopteri, Syngnathiformes, Syngnathidae.